UCUCAGAGAGUAAACAUCAAUAAACAUCAGUGAUCAACAAGCUGUCAAACUCAAACUUGUUUUGUUUUGUUUUCUGAGGCCCAAAGUUUUAGAUUCCGAGCCUGGACUGGGCCCUGAACGCAGCAUGCUGUGACGUAGUUUCGUGGUUCAAACGGACGCGGGAGGACCAGGACCAGGACCGGGACCAGGAGACUCAGGACCAGGACCAGUAGGACCGGCAGAGCAACAUGGUGCAGGAGUUUCAGGUGCUCAGGUGUUUCACCUGUGAGAGCUUCCAGGUUCAACAGGUGAAGAAGUCCAGCAGGUGGAUCUGUAAAGUUUGUGGAGAGAAACAGUCGCUGCUGAAGGAGUUUGGGCGGGGCUCGGCGGCCGACUGCAGACGCCACGUCCAGAAGCUGAACGCCGCUAGAGGAGCCAAGAUGGAGGAGGACACCUGGCUGCUAUGGAAGCGGACGGAGGCCGACGGGGAGGACGACCAGCCCCGCCUCCAGGUGAGCCAGGCUCAGGUGAGCCGCUGGAGCAAAUACCUGGACACACCUGAGGAGGCGGAGCCAGAGGAGGCGGAGCCAGAGGAAGGGGAGGAGAAUGUUUUGAUGGACAGACAGCAGCUCCAUGGCAACAAGUUGAUUAACAGUUCUGACAGGAAGAGAAGACGCACCAGUCCUCCCAGUCAGGGACGCACCAGUCCUUCCAGUCAGAGACACAUCAGUCCUCCCAGUCAGAGACGCACCAGUCCUCCCAGUCAGGGACGCACCAGUCCUUCCAGUCAGAGACGCACCAGUCCUCCCAGUCAGAGACGCACCAGUCCUUCCAGUCAGAGACACAUCAGUCCUCCCAGUCAGAGACGCACCAGUCCUCCCAGUCAGGGACACAUCAGUCCUCCCAGUCAGAGACGCACCAGUCCUCCCAGUCAGAGACACACCAGACCUCCCAGUCAGAGACGCACCAGUCCUCCCAGUCAGAGACGCACCAGUCCUCCCAGUCAGAGACGCACCAGUCCUCCCAGUCUGAGGAGUACUGGUCCAGUCUCCCGGUGGGCGGGUUUCCUCAGCACUGACUGUCAGGCGGAUGAGGGGGAGGAGCCAGCAGCCAGUGGGCGGAGUCAUGCAGUGAGGCCCCUGGAGAAGCCCCGCCCCCUACUUCCUGUCUCCAUGUUUGAGAGCGGAGAGGACUUCAGCUGGGACUUCUGAUCAAACUGAUCGAUGAAUGUAUUGAUCAGUCCGCUGUGGGUUUCCAUCGAUGUGCUCGUUUAAAGUUCAUAUCGUAAAUAUUUGUAUAUUUGCUUUGUUUACCUUCACUUCUUCAUGUUUUUAUUGAUCAACACUGUAAACAUAAUAAAGAUGUUGAAACACUAA
Centropristis striata (black sea bass) is the source of this 1355-nucleotide messenger RNA. It is a transcript of the gene mrnip, whose product is annotated as MRN complex interacting protein. Gene Ontology annotation, molecular function: chromatin binding. Bases 228 to 1190 code for a protein of 320 amino acids. The record is from RefSeq and is a predicted model, not a curated record. NCBI's taxonomy places the organism in Eukaryota, Metazoa, Chordata, Actinopteri, Perciformes, Serranidae. The transcript is spliced from 5 exons. Gene Ontology annotation, biological process: mitotic G2 DNA damage checkpoint signaling. Gene Ontology annotation, cellular component: nucleus.